AUGGCUCUAGGUUGCCUAAUGUAUAUAAUGGUUAGUACUAGACCAGAUAUUGCACAUGCACUAAGUGUUCUUAGUAGGUUCAUGUCAAAUCCCAGAUUAGAACAUUGGCAUGCUCUCAAAUGUCUUCUACGGUACUUAAAGGGAACUCAGAAUUAUGGUUUGGUGUACAAAAGAGUUGAAAAGGAACUUGAACUAACAGGUUAUAUGGAUGCUGAUUAUGCUUCAAACGAGGACACUAAAAGAUCCACUGCUGCUUACAUCUUCAUGAAAAAUGGGAACUAUGUGUGUUGGAAAGCACAGUUGCAAUCCAUUGUGGUUUUAUCUAGCAUAGAAGCAAAAUUCAUGGCUAGAACUGAGGCAUUUAACGAAGCUAUUUGGUUGAAAGGAAUUUUAUAA
This is a messenger RNA of Humulus lupulus (European hop), 396 nucleotides long. RefSeq names its product secreted RxLR effector protein 161-like. NCBI's taxonomy places the organism in Eukaryota, Viridiplantae, Streptophyta, Magnoliopsida, Rosales, Cannabaceae. The record is from RefSeq and is a predicted model, not a curated record. The coding region runs from base 1 to 396 and encodes 131 amino acids. The transcript has a single exon.